CCUACGCUGUUUUAUGCUUACAUUGUUUAUCUACAGUGUACGACACCAUAGCACUCAGAUUAGAGCAAGCAUGUGGAACCCAACAGUAUGGCUGAUACUAGCUACGGCUCUAAUCAGUGUACCCGUGCCGGCAAUAUCAGCUUCAGCACGAUCACAUGUCAGACGACCAGUGUCGCCAUCAACGACCACAUUACCAACGACACAGUAUCCAUGUGGCUGCGACAGGAACGCCGUCUGCAUUCAGGACGUUUGUCGAUGUAAAUCGGGAUUCGUUGGAAAUGGCUAUUUUUGCGAGGUGAAUGUAUGCUUGACUGGAGAUAACAUGUGCGAUAAGAAUGCCGAUUGUUAUAAAUCAAUUGGUUCUUAUAAAUGCGUGUGCAAGACUGGCUUCGAGGGAGACGGAUUCAAGUGUAGGCUUUCUGCUUUGCCUCCAAAUCCUCCAAAUCCAUUUCCCAACAUACAACGCUCCUCUGAUGUCUCAAUGCGGGGAACAAGCUACCGAUCGAUUCAACACGAAUUAAUUCCCUUGCUCCGUCCAAAACCGCCACCGAUCUCGACAUUCCCAACAUUACCAACGUCUUAUAGUCCAUCAUGGUUCACGGAUGGAUCACCAUCCUCGACCACAACAAAAAGACCAACCUCGACCACAACAAAAAGAGCACCCACAACCACGCCCUAACCAGUAUAGUAGCAGUGUACAGUAGAGGGUUGUGGCCAUGGGUGAUAUUUUUGUUAAAUGGCUAACCCCUGUAUAAUGAUAUGU
Molecule: messenger RNA, 763 nt
Organism: Mizuhopecten yessoensis (Yesso scallop)
Lineage: Eukaryota; Metazoa; Mollusca; Bivalvia; Pectinida; Pectinidae
Product: nephronectin-like
Exons: 5
Coding region: 14-679 (221 amino acids)
Molecular function (GO): calcium ion binding
Source: RefSeq, a predicted model, not a curated record